CAAGUAAAUUAAUUGGAUGACCGUACCAAAAGGCAAAAAAAGGCCCCCCUCUUUGCUCCCCAUCUUAGCACUGUAUCUCCCUGGUCGUGUCAGUGUCUUGGCUCCCUCGCAGAUCCCUCUUCAAGCCCUCCACUCCCACUCUCCGAAUCUCAAGCGUCACGCUCACGCUCACGUCCUGCGCUCUCACUCUCGCUCUUACAUUGCAGUUGCACACACCCACAGCAAUCUACCCCGAGCUUCACGAAGCGGUCUCAUGGUCUCGAGACCAAGAAUCGAUCACUCGGCCCGACAUAUUCUGAUCGUGCGAGAAAUCCACGUCGUCCGCUCCUUCUAGACAAACGUCUCUCCUCGACCGUCGCUCUCAACGAUUCGAAACCCUCGCGCUUUUGUUACCACCCCCUUCUCCCUUUUCAACGUCCUGAGACUCAGCCUUGCAGCCUUCGGUGGCCGAUCAAACGCGGAUACUCGCUGUACCAGAAAAUCAUCUUCCCCCUCAACCGGCAAACCCGCCCUCGGCUUCGCUUGUUUUCCCUCUUGUUCCCUCGCAACCAUCAAUUACAACUCGGUCAAGCCCGAACGGAUGGUUGGCUUUUGAACAAUCCCGACUCGGCCUUGCCCGCACUGUCGUCACGCCGCCCACGCAUCUUGUGCCAGUUUGAUCCACCCUCAAACGCCCGGUCCUUCGACCAUGCCAGCUUGACAGUCGCGCGGUCCGAACUCUGUCUCUCUCUGUCUCUCCUGUCGCACAAUUCAACCCUUCCUACCAUUCGACCCACAUUCCAUUCUCCCUCUCGUUCAUCUUCUUCUUUCCUCCGCACCUCGUCCUCGUCCCGUCUCAUCGACAUCCAUCAUUCUCUUCCUGAUCGUCAAGAAGAGUAACACGGUCGAUUACUUCGCGGGCGAGUAACGACGUGUGUUGACGGCAGGUCCGCGUUUCGCCAUCACACACUCCUUUACGACACCGGUCCCAGUCGGCCGCUGCCGGCGACAGCUUCAUUUUCUACUUCUUCUUGUACCAGACUCGAACCGACUGUGUCGAGAUUCCUCGAUCCCCUUUUGACCAUCGUCACAAUCACCAAUUUACCCGACUUUCAAGAUGGGUUGCCUCAGCCACCGUAAGAAGGUCACUGAGCAACGCGCCGAACAGAAAUGGGACUACAUUAACUUGAACGACUUCAAGUCGCGGGGAUGCCUCACUCCGUUCGCCUACUUCUACCUCUGGCUCAUGUUGAUCAUCUCAUUGGCUGUCUACGGCGUCGACAUGUUCACUGCCGUCAACCUGCUGGCCUUCGACCGCUGGUCUUCCGAGAUCGACCCCGCCAUCGACUUCAAAAUCUCGAAAUGGAUCUUCUCCAUCUCCAUUAUCGCAUCCUUUGUCAACAUUGCCUUUGAACAGUUCCGGGCCAUGCGCGUUAUGAAGCGGGGAAACGUCGCGGAAUGCUACCUCGACAACAUUGCCGUUCGCCUCGAAAGUGUCCGUAUGGGGAAGGGUCAGGGUUGGAAGCGUUUCUUGGUCUUCGCCGAGCUCACAAAGAGCAAGAAGGGAGCCGAGUACAUUGCCUUGUUCACCUACUUCAGUUUCCAAUCCUGGAUCCGAGUUCUCGUCUGUUCCGGCCCCCGUCAAGUCGUCAAUGCUUUGACGCUCAAGUCCGUUUACGAUGCCAAGCUCGCUGUCCACGAAGCAUCUGUCGAGGGCUCCCUGCUGGGCUUCUUUGAUAAGAUCAAGUCGCUCGCCACGGAGGACUACCAGCAGGCCCUCAUCCUGUCUGGUAUGCUCUUCACUCUCGUCAUCUGGGUCUUCUCAGCCUUGUAUCUCAUCAUGGCCGUCUUCUUCUACGUAUUUUUCCUGUUCCAUUGGAUCCCCAAGGCCGAUGGCGGCCUCUCUGGCUACUGCGAGCGCAAGGUCACAAAAGCCCUCAUGAAGAUUGUGACUGCCAAGGUCAACAAAGCUCUGGCGAGGCAGGAAGAAAGCAAGCGCAAGGCGGCCAAGAAGAAUGGAGAGAAGCUGCCUCUCGAAAGGCAGGCGACUCUUCCUACGCUCCCCAACGUCGGCGACCCAGACAAGCUCGCCGAGAUGCCCAUGUUCGGCCGCAGCGACACCUUCGCGACGCUCCCUGCCUACGAAUCUCGACCGGGUACCCCCGGUAGCAUCGAGCUCAACUCCAUGGACCAAAAGCGUCCGGUGCCUUCGAGAAUGGGCACCACGGCCUCGAAUGCCAGUUAUUCUUCGCGUGCGCCUCUCGUCGGCGGUGCUGCGGACUUUGGCUACCAGCGAUCCGCCUCGCCCGUUCCGUCGCUCCCGCCAAUGGAUUUGAACAACUACCCGCCUGCUCGGCCGGGUACCUCGAACUCUCAGCGAAGUUUUCGGCCCCAACUAUCACAUGUGCAGACGAACUCACAGGGCUCCAUGCGAGGCGGCUUCUCGGAGAGCCCCGCUGCCUACUCUCCCGACGUUAUGCCUCCCUUCCCGCCGCCAGUCAGGUCACCCACCGCCCGAACGAUGGACAGUUAUGGUCUGCAAAGACAGAACACGUACCAGAGUGACCGUUCAACGCCGGCGUCCAGGGCUACAUACGACGACUACUCGAGCCAGUCUAACGGACGAGCCAGCCCAGCGCCCUCAGCCUACUCGACUCGUUCUGGCGCGCCCUUGCCACGCGGUCCUGGUCCGCUCAAUAACACGCCCUAUCAAGCCUAUCAGCCAUUCAACCCGACUCGAAGCGCGACCGGUCCCGUUCCUCCUCGAGGUCCGCCGAAUGCUCCCAUGCGGAACAUGACGGCGCCCGUGCCUCCUCGCCCGCAGGAGGACUACUUUACCCGCCCGGGCACGUCGCAAAGUCAGAGACCCAGUCCACGCAGCCAGGGCCACGGUUACGAUGACGAUGUUGAGUCCCAGAGAGACCAGCGAUACUAGGUUUAUCGGACCGGCGCCUGGUGCUCAUAGAUGGGCAUUCGUCUCGGGCCGGCUGCAUUUUUUUCUUUCUCCUUUUUCAUAAUGUCUUUACGAUUCAAGGGGGGCGUUUUGCAUCGUUGGAAAGCGUGCAUCUUUACGAAAGGCUUCCCAUCAUAUCUUCUUCGCCCACGAUCCGGGCCUCACACUUUCCAUAUUUUGGGUUCAAGUGUUUGGUGGCUCAAGGGCUCUUCAUCUUUCUACGACCACCCUUUCGAUACCCCCACCAACUCGUUUACUUCUUCUCGUUCGUCAUGUACUAUUAAGGGAAAGGGUCUACUGGCUACAGAAGCGCUUCAAGAGCCGCUACGGAAUACCACAACCGUUGUACUACUAGCUACUACAAGAAAAUACUACAGCUUUGUCUUUUGACAAGC
Molecule: messenger RNA, 3327 nt
Organism: Colletotrichum destructivum
Lineage: Eukaryota; Fungi; Ascomycota; Sordariomycetes; Glomerellales; Glomerellaceae
Product: Putative potassium transporter Kch
Exons: 3
Coding region: 1097-2914 (605 amino acids)
Biological process (GO): potassium ion transmembrane transport
Cellular component (GO): plasma membrane
Molecular function (GO): potassium ion transmembrane transporter activity
Source: RefSeq, a predicted model, not a curated record